AUUGACACAAAUUGCGGACGUCGUGAGAAAUACCGGUUGGGCGGCUGUCAGUGUUCGUCGACAGUUUCUGUAUUUUUAAUUGAUUUGACAGUAACUCUUUCAGUGGAAUUUUAUAAGAUAUUGUGUGCAUAAUUUUAUAAUAUCUUGUAUAGGACUUUGACAUCCUUCGUGUUCCUAGCUACGACGAUAUUUCGACAGUGGGACUACCUUUUUAUUGACAGCCGUGUUUGGAGAACUUUUUCUUAUUCAGACAAUCCGAUGAACACAUAAUUCCAUGGAUCUCAUACGGACCAACGGUAUUCUACGAAAAGACUGUUACAAGAUGUCCACGAGAUGUACACUGCCUUCGAAUGCCUCAUAAUACUUUUCGGGCUUUAACCGGGGAAUGAGACUCAAUUCAGCUGCUUUGAUCUAGGAUGGCUGCUGAAACUGAACGCUGGAAGAAAAAGACCUAUACCAAUCGGCUAUACAAAUUAGCACUGAGACGCGUACCAAUCCUAGGGUGGUUACCGAAAUAUGACUCAGAAAAAUUCCUUAGCGACAUCAUAGCCGGUAUAACAGUCGGUCUUACCGUUAUGCCACAGGGACUCGCAUACGCGACGUUGGCUGGUUUAGAACCCCAAUAUGGUCUUUACUCGGCAUUUAUGGGCGCAAUAGUUUAUGUAAUAUUUGGUUCCUGUAAAGAUAUUACAAUCGGUCCUACUGCGCUCAUGGCACUAAUGACUCACGACUAUGUGCAAGGAAGAAAUGCUGAUUUCGCCAUACUUCUCGCAUUCUUAUCCGGUUGCCUGCAAUUAUUAAUGGCAUGUUUACGUUUAGGUGUGCUCAUAGACUUUAUCUCGAUACCAGUCACUGUGGGAUUUACCUCGGCAACGUCCGUCAUAAUCGUUGCUUCGCAAUUAAAAGGAUUGUUAGGUUUAAAAAUCUCGUCUCAAGGAUUCGUGGAUACCUUAAUUAAAGUCUUUCAAAAUAUCGGCGACACAAGUCUAUGGGAUACUGGAAUGAGUCUCUCUUGUAUCACGAUUCUAUUGUUGUUCAGGAAAAUGAAGGAUGUUAAGUUUCAUACUGUCGGCAAAAAGUCAACAAAAUAUCAACGUAUUAUCACUAAAACGAUAUGGCUGAUCUCCACGGCGCGGAAUGCCAUUGUCGUUGUUAUUUGCUCCGUUAUCGCUUAUAAAUACGAUUCAUCAGAAUCUGGAUCCCCAUUCAUUCUAACGGGUCCAGUGAGAUCUGGUCUUCCAGCAUUCAGCCUGCCACCUUUUUCUACGUCAGUUAACAAUCAAACUCUCACCUUCACGCAAAUGUGUUCUGAAUUGAGUACUUCCAUAAUACUAGUGCCGAUAAUAGCUGUACUCGGCAACGUGGCUAUAGCUAAGGCCUUCAUGAAUGAGGGUAAAGUUGACGCUUCGCAAGAACUCCUGACACUCGGAAUAUGUAACGUUCUUGGCUCUUGCGCGAGGUCUAUGCCGGUUACAGGCUCGUUCAGCAGAUCAGCGGUAAAUCAUGCCAGCGGGGUAAAAACUCCAAUGGGUGGAUUGUACACCGGAAUUCUAAUUUUACUGGCCCUCAGCCUGCUCACGCCAUACUUUUAUUUUAUUCCAAAAGCUUCAUUAUCGGCCGUGAUUAUUUGCGCGGUAAUAUACAUGAUCGAGUAUGAGGUUGUGAAACUGAUGUGGAAAUCGAGCAAAAAGGAUCUCGUGCCGAUGUUUGUUACUUUUUUGUUUUGCCUCAUCAUUGGUGUGGAAUAUGGUAUCUUGUCGGGAGUCGGCAUAAAUUUGAUAUUCAUAUUAUAUCCUUCCGCAAGACCUACAGUCCACGUCGACAGAUACACAACCGAUCGUGGUGCAGAAUACCUGCUGGUUACUCCGGGAAACAGCUUAUAUUUUCCAGCUGUCGAUUUUAUAAAGCAGUCGGUUGGUAAUGCUGGAAUUAAGCAAGGAUCUAGUCAAGUACCAGUUGUUGUCGAUUGCAGAUACGUCUUAGGAGCAGACUUUACAGCUGCUAAGGGUAUGAAAACAUUGAUUGAUGAAUUUAGUAGUCGGAAACAGGGACUGUAUUUUUACAAUCCAAGAUUGGACGUGGUUACCGUUUUGAAAGGUGCCUGCGGUGAUGAAUUUCAGUACGUUUCAACUCAGGAAGAGCUCUCUUAUCUAUUAUCAACAAGUCAAGACAAAUCUUCGCAACCACUUCUUGAGCAAACACAUGACAAAUUACAUGCAUCUUUAUCGCUAAGUAAUUCAGAAAUGUUUCAUAGAAAUCCACGUGGUUCCUGCCAUGAACUUAGUGAAGUUUCAAGUACACUUUUACACGCAACUGUAAGUUGAAAUUGAAUCUCAUUCAAUUUUUAUAUUAAUUAAAAAACAAGAGAUUUUAUUAAAUAGUUAGAAUGUUUACAUAGUUACAAUAUUUAUUUAAAUGAUAUUAAGCACACAAAACAAUAAAUUAAAAGCGAUGUAGAAAUAAAGUUAAAGUUUUUUUAAUACGAAUUUUUUCAUUCUUAUUUCUUAAUGCAAAAAGUUGUAAUUUAGAAGCUAUAAAUAAUCCUGCUGCUUGAGACCUAUAAAUAUUAUUUCCCUACAAAAUUAUUUCAAUCUCAUCUUCAUAUUUAUAUACACAUGUAAUACAUAGAAAUAAAAAUCUAUGAAGUAUA
Monomorium pharaonis (pharaoh ant) is the source of this 2650-nucleotide messenger RNA. Its product is annotated as sodium-independent sulfate anion transporter. Lineage: Eukaryota; Metazoa; Arthropoda; Insecta; Hymenoptera; Formicidae. Gene Ontology annotation, molecular function: sulfate transmembrane transporter activity. Bases 417 to 2324 code for a protein of 635 amino acids. The transcript has 10 exons. Gene Ontology annotation, biological process: transmembrane transport. Gene Ontology annotation, cellular component: membrane. The record is from RefSeq and is a predicted model, not a curated record.